AUGGGAAACCACAGCAUGUUCAAUGAGUUCAUCCUCCUUGGGCUGUCUUCCAUACCUCAGACCCAGGCUCUUCUAUUUGUGCUGUUCCUGGUGAUUUACCUCCUGACCCUAAUCGGAAACCUGGUGAUGCUGUUGGUGAUCAGGGCUGAUUCCCACCUCCAUACCCCUAUGUACUUCUUUUUGGGACAAUUGUCCUUCCUGGACCUCUGUCACUCAUCUGUCACAGUACCCAAGAUGUUGGAAAAUCUACUUUCUGAAAGCAAAACCAUCUUUGUAGAGGAGUGUCUGGCUCAGGCCUUCUUAGUGUUUGCCACAGGGGGCACCGAGGCCUGUCUGCUGGCAGUGAUGGCUUAUGACCGCUAUGUGGCCAUCAGCAACCCUCUGCUCUAUGGCCAGGUAAUGAGUAACCAGCUGUGUGUCAGACUGGUUUUGGGCUCCUGGGGCCUGGCCUUUGUAGAUGCUCUCAUCAAUAUCCUCCUGGCUGUCAAUUUAGAUUUUUGUGAGAGCCAAACUAUACCCCACUUCAGCUGUGAGCUGUCUUCUCUCUUCCCUCUAUCUUGCUCUGAUACUUCCAUCAACUUCAUGCUCCUGCUCUGCUCCUCUGUCUUGCAUUUCUUUGGAACCUUCGUCUUGAUAUUUUUCUCUUACACCCGCAUUGUCUCCACCAUCAUGAGUAUCAGCUCCACCUCUGGCAGAAGCAAGGCCUUCUCUACCUGUUCCUCUCACCUCACUACUGUGAUCUUGUUCUAUGGAUCAGGUUUCCUCAGCUAUCUCUUGCCAACCUCAGGUUCCCCUCUAGAGAUGAUCUUCCCUUUACAGUACACUGUGGUUACCCCCAUGCUGAAUCCUCUCAUCUACAGCCUCCAGAACAAGGAGGUGAAGGCAGCUAUGAGAAGAAUGUUCAGAAAAUACACAAACUCUUUUACAUAG
This is a messenger RNA of Chrysochloris asiatica (Cape golden mole), 930 nucleotides long. RefSeq names its product olfactory receptor 8S1-like. The transcript has a single exon. Gene Ontology annotation, biological process: G protein-coupled receptor signaling pathway. Gene Ontology annotation, molecular function: olfactory receptor activity; G protein-coupled receptor activity. The record is from RefSeq and is a predicted model, not a curated record. Gene Ontology annotation, cellular component: membrane. Lineage: Eukaryota; Metazoa; Chordata; Mammalia; Afrosoricida; Chrysochloridae. Bases 1 to 930 code for a protein of 309 amino acids.